Molecule: messenger RNA, 3408 nt
Organism: Cryphonectria parasitica EP155
Lineage: Eukaryota; Fungi; Ascomycota; Sordariomycetes; Diaporthales; Cryphonectriaceae
Exons: 2
Coding region: 1-3099 (1032 amino acids)
Biological process (GO): regulation of membrane potential; intracellular potassium ion homeostasis; sodium ion export across plasma membrane
Cellular component (GO): plasma membrane
Molecular function (GO): sodium:proton antiporter activity
Source: RefSeq, a predicted model, not a curated record
AUGGCUUGGGACCACCUGUCUAUCACCAAGCCGCACCUGGUCUACAUCAUCCUCGGUGGCUUCACCUCCCUGUUCAUGCUCUGCUCCUCCGUCAUCAAGGAGCGUGCAUACAUUGGCGAGGCUACGGUGGCCACCCUGUGCGGCGUCAUCUUCGGGCCUCACGCCGCCAACCUGAUCAACCCCAUGUCGUGGGGCAAUGCAGACAUCACCACCAUCGAGUUCUCCCGCCUGGUCCUCGUCGUGCAGUGCUUCGCCGUGGGUGUCGAGCUGCCCAAGUUCUACAUGGAGAAGCACUGGAAGUCGGUCGUCUUCCUGCUCGUGCCCGUCAUGACCUAUGGCUGGCUCAUCACCAGCCUCGUCGUCUGGUGGAUGGUCCCGCCCCUGAGCUGGCUGCAGAGCCUGGUCGUCGCCGCCUGCGUUACCGCCACCGAUCCCGUCCUGGCAUCCUCGGUCGUCGGCAAGGGCAAGUUCGCUAAGCGCGUGCCCAAGCACUUGAGGGAUCUCUUGUCCGCCGAGUCUGGCUGCAACGACGGCAUGGCCUUUCCUUUCGUCUACCUCUCGCUGUACCUGAUCCAGGACAAACUGUCAGCCAAGGAGGUCACGUACCACUGGAUCUGUUUUACCAUCCUCUACGAGUGCAUCUUUGGCGCAGUCUACGGCUUCAUGAUUGGCUAUCUUGCCAGACACGGUAUCAAGUAUGCCGAGAAGCGCGACCUCAUCGACCGCGAGAGCUUUCUCGUCUUUUAUUUCGUGCUGGCCCUCUGGUGUGCAGGGUCAGGAAGCAUCCUCGGCGUCGACGACCUGCUCGUAGGCUUCGCGUGCGGCGUGGGGUUCUCCAACGAUGGUUGGUUUACGAACAAGACCGAGGAGUCCCACGUCUCCAACGUGAUCGACCUGCUGCUCAACCUGGCCUACUUUGUCUACUUUGGCACCAUCAUUCCCUGGGAGCAGUACAACAACUCGGACCUCGGGCUCACGGCCUGGAAGCUUGUCAUCAUCGCCCUCUUUGUCAUCUUCUUCCGCCGCAUUCCCAUCAUGAUGGCCCUAAAACCUUUGAUCCCUGACAUCAAGACCUGGCGCGAGGCCUUGUUUGCCGGCCACUUCGGCCCUAUUGGUGUCGGUGCCAUCUUUGUGGCCAUGCUGGCCCGAGGAGAGCUAGAGCACAACGACCCCGUGCCCGAGGGAACUGUGCCGACGGACCCGAGCCAGCCCAACUACGUCCUGUACACGCUGGUCUGGCCUAUUGUCACCUUUAUGGUCAUCUCGUCCAUCAUCGUCCACGGCUCUUCAGUAGCGGUCUUCACACUUGGCAAGCGCAUCAACACCCUGACCAUCACCAUGUCCUACACGACAGCACCCGAGGACGGCCCCACCUGGAUGAACCGGCUCCCGAGGAUCUCGUCGCAGUCUAGAUCACAGGCAAAGACCAUGUCAGAUACGGACGGGGAUGAUCUCAAGAUGCCCGAAUACCCCCCAGGUACUCUCCCGCCCGUUGGCUACCCAGGCAACUUCCUGAGGCGUGUAAGGGAGGAGGAUCAGCCCAGCAAGCAGGGGAGCCGCGCGUCCUCCAUUGUCAGCCGCCGGCGGAGGAAGAAGUGGGAUGAUGGAGUCGGCCCUGGUGGUCCAGUCAGCCAGUCGGCCAUCUUCCCACAGAGACGAAGCCAGAGCGAGCUGACCUCGAUGUCGCCGCGAGACAGUCAGUCGCCAACGGAUGAAAAGAAUGCGUCAUUCCCCGAUGCCAGAAGGAUCUCAGCCCCAGAGGACCCCGAGAAGCGCGCAGCACCCAUCGAGGUAUACGACGAGGGUGACCACAUCAUCGUCGAGAACGAGGACGGCGAUGUGGUGGCAAUGGAGGCCUCGGACGAGCACCGCCAGGAGCACCACCUCGAAGACCUGAAGCAGAAGCUCAAGAUGGAAGGCGGCACAUCGCAGUGGACCUAUGACGGGCUGAAAAAGCGACUGGGCCACUGGCGCGACGAGGAGAUGCAGAAGCGCAAGGAGAAGCAGAUGUCGGACCGUAGACACGAGCCUGCCCGCGCUUACCAGUUCGGCAAUACCAUAAUUGUCGAGGACGAGGACGGCGAGGUCGUCAAGAAAUACGAGCUGCCGCCGCCGCAGAGGCACGAGGGCCAACCGAGCCAGCUGACACAGGGGCUGAAGUACAUGGGUAUGGGCGGGCUGGUGAAGCCCAAACCAGGCGAGUCGUCGGGAGGCGGCGGCGGCGGCGCAGCAGGCGGAGGAGACGAGGGGAGACCCAAGAUGACGAACACAGCUGGCAGGAGGCCUACCUGGGUGGAAACCCUCAGCGGGCGUGCCGGAGCUGCUGCUGCUUCUGCGGGUGGUGAAGGCGCCGCGCAGAAGCCGGCCAAGAAGAAGAACCUGGCUGAGGCGCAGCAGAAUGAUGAUCGACACAUCCGCUUCACCAUCGGCGGCGUUGGCCAGCGCAUGACAAAGGAGGACUUCAUCAGGGAGAUGCAGAAGCUUGACUCGCGCACGCGGAGGGAGAUUGUGGACCAGUCCAACGCGCCCGAGAGGGUCAAGACGCUCGCCAAGGAGGACCCGCCACCCGGAGCACCGGUCGAAGAGGCAGCCGUGCCAAAGUCCGUUCGCGGAAAGACCAUCUCCGCACCGCGACCCGCCGCCGACGUCCCUUCCAGCCGCGUCGAGGCCGCCCCCGGCUCCAGCUCCUCCUCUGUCGGCAAGAGCCUCAUGCCGCUACUCCAGCGACAGUCUCCCUCCGACAGCUCAGGCGCCCCAUCUUCGGUUACGCAGCGCCAACGUUCCGACAGCGACGACGAGGACGAGGAGGUGGUGGCCCACACCAGUCAUGAUGCGGAUGCCCCGAGCAACGACGUCCCCGAGACGGCCGUCGAGCGGCGCAGGCGGCUGGCUGUACUCGACGGCCUCGAGGGACGGGGCAGCGGAGCUGGAGAAGACACUGAGACACCCGCGGAGAGGCGACGCAGGGAGGCGGCCCUCGGCGUGGGCGGAGGCGCUGGAGGGGACGAGGAGGAUAGUGAUGACGAUGAUACGGUGCGUGUACCGCCGACGCGGAGGGGAAUACGGUUCGCCGAUGUACCAGACAGAGGGCGGAGGUAAAGUAUCCUAUUUCUAUGAUUCAAGAUGUCAAGACUGUACUUUGUGUGCUCUGGUGUGGUGUUCUUUGAUCGGAACUCAAGACAGAUUGAUGGAUGGGAGUUCAUAUGCAUAAAGAGACAGAGAGAGAGACAGACACACACAGACACACAUACACACACACACACACACAGAGAGAGAGAGAGAGAGAGAGAGAGAAGAGAUCCUAAAACUUGCAGUUAUCACGAAAGGUAGGAAGGCUCGAAUAAUCACGUUGACGUUUGCAUAGCCUGGUGGCUUCAUGGUACUCAAUUUUUAUUUUUAUUUUUUGGU